Molecule: messenger RNA, 884 nt
Organism: Phytophthora nicotianae INRA-310
Lineage: Eukaryota; Oomycota; Peronosporomycetes; Peronosporales; Peronosporaceae
Exons: 1
Coding region: 105-656 (183 amino acids)
Source: RefSeq, a predicted model, not a curated record
AAUAAACCGCGUAAUCGCUCAAAGUGAUUCUUCAUGUUGACUCCUUGAACACGGACGGGAAACUCAAUGCAGUCACUCACUUUGAGAUUUCCCCCCGAGCCCACAUGAGUCUGCUAUUUGAACCAAGUACGUCGAGCUUGCUCUCCGAACCCGAAAUAUAUGAAGAUCAGCUUUUUGCCACGGACCUCCUCUAUCUCCUUGGCGAAGGGAGCUGGCCGACAGCCGAAAUGCGUCAGCUUGACACCGCCCCCGUUGUCAACGAACCAACCUCGCGCGCUCUGAAACGUCUGCGUCCCCAGUGCUGUGAAGACGCUGAAGAGGAGCAGGUUAUCAAGCCGAAGAGAAUGCGAGCGACUCGUCCACGUCUGCGAAAUAAGGGCAAGAUCGAGAUUUUGAGGCGUGAAAUCCAAGCCCUCGAGUCGGAGCUUGAGGUUUUCCAGCGUGCCAAAGAAGACAGACUGGAGUGGCGCAACACAGAAUCUCUGUGGAGGGCUAUUGCUAUGAAGCAAAGUCAGGAAAGAGAACGAGCAGAACAGCAAAACAAGGCGCUCAAGGCGCUGCUGACUGCACAACAAACGCUGACAACGUCGCUCUCUGGUGUGUUUAAGAGAUGGCAAGACCUGCCUGUUCCAGAUGCGAGCUCACUAAAUAUUUAGAGCUUUAGCCUAAAGCUCUAAAUACUAAACGAUUCCUAAAGUUUAGGACUCGUUAUCAUGCCGUGGCGAGAGUUAUCAUUACGCCUACACGUGCUUCAGUAACCUACACAUCUGCAUAAAAUACUACGUUAUUCCGACUCGAGCAUUACUUUGCACACAGGCCAGCUACAUGCAGCUGGCUUGUCAUCUAUGUGAUCGUUGUUCAAUAGUUAUACAAAUGCAUGAGGC